AUGGCUACUGAAGAUGAUAACUUCGAUAUUGAUAUCUAUGGUGAUGGUGGUGGAUAUAACGCCAAUGAACAGGGCGGAGAAGAUGAUAUCAAGCAUGAUGACACCGAGCUCAUCCUAGACGCUCCAGAGCAUCCCCAGAAUGCCGCUCCUGCUCAUGGCGAUGGCGCUGCAGACACCAACGCGCAGCAGGGGCAUGCCGAAGGUACAGAGCCCAAUGGGGAACAUGUAACACAAUCAAAUGCGCAGCAGCCAGCGGUAACAGAGACGCCAGCUCCCCCGCAGGGCGUAAAGCGCAAAGAGCAUGACGACCGUCCAUUGGAUCCAGAUGCCACACCUGCCCUGCUUAUCUCUGACCUGUACUGGUGGACCACUGAUGAUGAUAUCCGUGGUUGGAUCCGUGAGGCCGACUGCGAGGAUGAACUUAAGGAUGUAACUUUCAGCGAACACAAGGUGAAUGGCAAGAGUAAAGGCCAAGCUUUUAUUGAAUUCACUACACUUCAGGCCGCGACUGCCACCAAACACAAGCUCGAAUCCUUCAGUAUGACAGGAUCGUCAGGACGGAAGUAUUCUGUUAACUAUACCAACCCCCAACCAAACCCUUUCCGCACACUCCCGAAGGAUGCGCCUAUGCGAAAGGACAACCAGGCUCGGUCGAUGUCCGGAGGCUUCAACUCGCCUGCACAGAACAUGAACUUCGGAAUGAACAACAUGGGUGGUGGUGGUGGUGGUGGUGGCGGCGGCGGUGGUUUCCGUGGCGGCCGCGGCGGUUUCAACUCCCGGGGUGGUAUGAACAAUAACAUGGGAGGUUUCAACAACCGGAACUUCCAGAAUCCAAUGGGCUUCCAAAACCCGAUGGCUGGAGGUUUCGGUGGAAAUCCGAUGGGAGGUAUGCAAAACUAUGGCGGCUUCAAUAACCGUGGAGGCAUGAUGGGCGGCAUGCGGGGUGGACCCGGGGGUAUGCGCGGCGGCCGUGGAGGCGGCGGUAUGGGGGGUCCCAACAUGAUGGGCAUGCCGAACAUGAACCCGAUGGGUGGUAUGGGCAUGAACCCGAUGUCUGGUGGAAUGAACCCGAUGAUGGGCGGCAUGGGAGGGAACAUGGCUAUGCAAGGUAAAGGCGGCUUCCAAGGCCCUAAUCCGGCUUUCAAUCAAAACUUCUUCCCUCCUAACCAAGGGGUCGGAGGUGAUGGAUCAUGGAACCCCCAUGGCGCAAAGCGCAGUCGACAAGAGUAG
Aspergillus bombycis is the source of this 1230-nucleotide messenger RNA. Its product is annotated as RRM domain protein. Lineage: Eukaryota; Fungi; Ascomycota; Eurotiomycetes; Eurotiales; Aspergillaceae. The coding region runs from base 1 to 1230 and encodes 409 amino acids. The transcript has 3 exons. Gene Ontology annotation, biological process: mRNA alternative polyadenylation. Gene Ontology annotation, molecular function: mRNA binding. The record is from RefSeq and is a predicted model, not a curated record. Gene Ontology annotation, cellular component: mRNA cleavage and polyadenylation specificity factor complex.